GGGCGAGGCCGGGGGGGCCAGCCGAGGCCGAUUCUGCUGUGCCCUCACCGAGAAGACCAGGCCAUGCCUGCCAUCGCCAGCAGCCGGCUCCGCACCUGAGGUGCCUGCCCCAGCGAGGCCAUGGCAGCCGCCACCAUCGUGCAUGACACGUCGGAGGCGGUGGAGCUGUGCAGUGCCCACGGGCUGUACCUGAAGCCCAUCACGAAGAUGACGAUCAGCGUGGCGCUGCCCCAGCUGAAGCAGCCGGGCAAGUCCAUCUCCAACUGGGAGGUGAUGGAGCGGCUGAAGGGCAUGGUGCAGGCCCACCAGUUCUCCACCUUGCGCAUCGCCAAGAGCACCAUGGACUUCAUCCGCUUCGAGGGUGAGGUGGAGAAUAAGAGCCUGGUAAAGUCUUUCCUGGCCUGCCUGGACGGCAAGACCAUCAAGCUCAGCGGCUUUUCCGACAUCCUCAAAGUCCGAGCGGCCGAGUACAAGAUAGACUUCCCCACCCGGCACGACUGGGACUCCUUCUUCCGCGAUGCCAAGGACAUGAAUGAGACGCUGCCGGGAGAGAGGCCGGACACCAUCCACCUGGAAGGCCUGCCCUGCAAGUGGUUUGCUGCCAAGGACUCGGGCUCGGAGAAGCCGAGUGAAGACGUUCUGGUGAAUGUGUUCGAGAAGUUUGGGGACAUCCGCAAUGUGGACAUCCCCAUGCUGGAUCCCUACCGGGAAGAGAUGACCGGCAGAAACUUCCACACCUUUAGCUUCGGAGGUCACUUGAACUUUGAGGCUUACGUGCAGUACCGUGAGUAUGCGGGUUUCAUCAAGGCCAUGAAUGCCCUCCGAGGGAUGAAGCUGAUGUUCAAAGGAGAAGAUGGCAAAGCAGUGGCUUGCAACAUAAAGGUAUCUUUUGAUUCCACAAAACACUUGAGUGAUGCAUCAAUUAAGAAACGUCAGCUUGAGCGGCAAAAGCUUCAAGAGCUUGAAAAACAAAGAGAAGAACAAAAGCGUAAAGAAAAAGAAGCUGAGGAAAAGCAAAAGGAGGAAGAAAGGAAACAAAAGGAACUUGAAGAAUAUGAGAGAGAGAGAAAACGUGAAGAAAAGUUACGCAAAAGAGAACAGAAACAAAAGGACCGUGAAGUGCGCAGAAACAAAAAGCAACUUGAAAAAAUGCAAGCAGAAGAGCAGAAAAAACUUCAAGAAAAAAUAAAACUGGAAGAGAGGAAGCUUCUGCUAGCUCAGAGGAAUCUUCAGUCCAUUAGGCUAAUUGCAGAGCUACUGAGCAGAGCAAAGGCUGUAAAGCUUCUGGAGCAAGAACAUAAUGAAGAAAAACUCCGUCUUCAGCAGUUGGAGGAGAGGCGAAGACUGCAAGAAGCUGAACUUAGACGUGUAGAGGAAGAAAAAGAAAGAGCACUAGGACUGCAGCGGAAAGAAAAGGAACUAAGGCAGAAGUUAUUAAAUAAUCUACUGAGCAAAAAAAUGGAUGAGUUACAACAGAACAAGGAGGAAACAAAGGUAUCUCAGUCUGGCUUUUUGAAAACUGCGGUGGGUGGGGUUCCCCAAACUCUGUCAUCCAGCUGCAUAACAUCUACCUCGGGACAGUCUGUCGUAUGUAAGCUAACUCAGGUCUGUCAGAGGGAAGUAGUAUCCCAUGAAAGUGUGAACUCUCAAUCCAAGUAUUUAAAUGGAAAUCUUCACAGCGAAGCUCAUGUCAAGGAAAGCAAAAAACUUAAUUUCAUUAAUAUUGAAAGCUGUUCUGAUAAGAAAAGUUCAGGUGUACUUUCUUGUAUUCCUUCUAAUAACCAGCAACACAAGAGUAUGCCAAGCCAAGACCAAAAUAUUUGCAGGAAGGGCCUGCACUCUGAACAAGGAAAGUGUAACAGAGAGCCAAGUAGGGGGAAUAUCGACACAAAUACAGAUGAUGGUAAGGACAAAAGAGAGAGGAGCAAAACCAGAAGAGACUUGAGUAAUCAGGAUGAAAAAUCCAGUAAAGAAAGAAGACUCCAUAAACACUCUAGUAAAAGUUACAGCCCUCACCGAAGAAGUAUAAGCCCAGAUCCUACCCGUUAUAAGAGGGCCUUCAGUAGUGAGAGUAAACGUGUCGAAGAGAGAAGUCACAGUCGCAAAAGCCUCAGCAAGAAACGAAGACACCGAAAGAGAUCACUGAGCAAACAAAGAAGUACUUGGAGCAGGUAGUAGAGGGUAUAGCCUUUUCUAAAGGCUGUUACAGGACAGAUUAGGACCAGAAGGUCCUAUGUGUGACUACUGUGGAAGGAAAAGAAUAAAAAACAACUUUCAGAUACUGGUGAAUAUCUAACUUGAAUUGUAGUUCAUGGAACCAAGAUACAGAUAACAUUUUGUUGGUGUUUCUUUGUGAUCUGUUGUCUUUUUUUUUUUAGAUUACCACAAUAAUGAAGGUAUAACCACUUGUGCUUGAGUUUCAACGGUCUUAAUAGUCAACUAGGUUUUCAUUCACUUCCAGUUUUCUAAAUCUUCUCAUUAGAUCACUUAGGUUUCAAAAUCUGCAUCACGUCUUCUGGUUUAAGAGAAAUAUGUAAGUGCCAGCUAUCAGGAAUUCCAGGUUUAGGAAGUUAUUGUAUUCAAAAUAUUUGAUUAAACAUUUUCUUGUGCGUUUAAUGAAACCAGACGUAACAAAGCAAAACGUUUGCUAAUUGAGCCAGGGGCAAUAUUUUUGUAUAUUUGCUAGACGUAACCCUAAAGUUUUACAAAAUACCUUUUAAAUUUGUGCUGUAAUGCUUCCAUUUUUCAUUGAGAUUUGUAUACUUGCUGUAAAGCUGCAGGACCCAAAUGACUGUGGCAUGUAAUGCCAUUGAUAUAUUUCAAAACUUCUUUCCAUUUCAAGUAGGUUCACUAUUAUGCUUUUAGGACACCAGGAAAUAGGAGUAAUUGGAAAAAUGGUCAGAAAGCUAUUUUCUUCUUUAAAGUGUUUAACUUCUUAAUUAUUCAAAGUAGUUUCAAAUCAAUUAAAGACUUGUUUCAAGUAUAUAGGUGGUUAGAUGUUGUUUUUUUCAAAAGGGGCCUUCUUGCUAAAUUAUUUUUACUUGCAAUGUUCAUAUUCAAGGCUGCAAUAUACCUUAUUAAAGAACUUUUAUAAUAUUUUGCUUCUGCACAUGCAGCUCAGGUAUAUUAAAAAAAAGUUGUAACUUUACAGUGAAAGAACAGGUUGGUUUGCAUUUUUAUGGUAAAAUUGAAGAAGCUAUUUCCAGUGAACCAGAAUUGCUGUUUUCAUAUGUCAGUAUAUUAAAAAUAUACAAAAAAUACUAUA
Molecule: messenger RNA, 3265 nt
Organism: Alligator sinensis (Chinese alligator)
Lineage: Eukaryota; Metazoa; Chordata; Crocodylia; Alligatoridae
Gene: AKAP17A
Product: A-kinase anchoring protein 17A
Exons: 5
Coding region: 121-2175 (684 amino acids)
Biological process (GO): regulation of RNA splicing
Cellular component (GO): nuclear speck; cytosol
Molecular function (GO): RNA binding; protein kinase A binding
Source: RefSeq, a predicted model, not a curated record